CAACAACUCUAAUUAUUUUAAUCCUCUUGAUAUCUUGCCAUUUUUCACUGUGUAUAUCCUUUUUUCGAUUUUCAAUUGCCUUUUAAAGUAUAGAUCCCUUCUCAAACCCAGGAUGCUUGACGUCCUCUGCUCCGGCACGCCCGAGGAAGUGGGUUAUCAUCACGGCUCAAAAGGAAAACUUCAAAUCAGCCGCUCAAUCACCUUCUACAAGGACCUCUUCCAAUCGAAAUGUAAAAUGGACUGGGAAGAAGUAAAACAAUUCGCCUUAAAAUACGAGCCUUAUUUAAAACAGCAUUGGCCUCAGUAUAUCGAGGAGAUGCAAGGCGUGGCGAAAGGAGCUGAAGUUACGUAUCCUAACAUUCUAGCCCUGAAUGUUCGGACUGAAGUCGCCUUUGGGAAUUUCAAUGAUGGGUGUACUGCUUUUUCGUGGAAGGGGGCGAAGAGUUCGAUUUUGGCGCAGAAUUGGGAUUGGAAUGUUUCAUGUCCGACUCCACAUUUGACCGACUGGUGCAAAAGGCAAGCUGAAAAUCUCAUCUGUUUGAGAAUCAAGAAAUCAGAUGGUGUGAAUAUCCAAAUGAUCACAGAAGCUGGUAUCAUCGGGAAAAUAGGAAUGAAUUCCAAUGGUGUGGGGUGCACUCUCAAUGCUCUUAAAGCGCAUGGAGUUUCAUAUGACAAGUUGCCGUGCCAUCUCGCACUACGGACCGUGAUGGAAAGUUCUUCGCGAGAAGCUGCUGUUCUUACUUUAGAGAAAGCCGGAGUGGCAAGUGCUUGCCAUAUCUUAGUUGGUGAUGCCACUGGAGGUACUGGUCUUGAAUGCAGCUCUGAGGAUUUGGUCAAACUGGAGAUGAACAGAGAGGUGAUUGUUACGCAUACGAAUCAUUAUGUACUGAAGCAUAAGGACGGUGUCGUUGAAGCGCCUGACUGGCUUCCAGGUACUAGGUUUCGGUUGAGCAGGAUCAACCAGCUGUUGAAUGGAGCAAAGGAGGAAGAACUCAAUGCGGAGCUCGCCGCAAGGCUUCUGAAGGAUGAAACGGAGGGCGACGGUGCUGCAAUUUGCAGGUCGGCCAAGUCUGCAAAGGACAAUCUGCAAACCCUCUUUUCCAUUGUCAUGGAUUUAGGGAACAAGAAAGCCAAGGUUGCUGUGGGGCGUCCCGCGAGUUCCACUGAGAUACUGGUUUUGGAAUCCAUGAAUAGAAAAGUGUGAAAAUUUUGAAUCAUUGCAAAUGCAUACUAUUUGCAAUGCAGGUCAUGAAAUCGUGACUUAUGUCAUCGUAGGGCAACAACAAGCCGGUCGGCA
Molecule: messenger RNA, 1297 nt
Organism: Hyaloscypha bicolor E
Lineage: Eukaryota; Fungi; Ascomycota; Leotiomycetes; Helotiales; Hyaloscyphaceae
Product: AAT-domain-containing protein
Exons: 1
Coding region: 113-1204 (363 amino acids)
Source: RefSeq, a predicted model, not a curated record